UUUCUCGGACCAUCAGGCGCUCUGGGAGAGAUUGGAGCUCAAGGCUUUGGAGGAUCACCAGGUCCACCGGGCAAAAUGGGCCCCAGAGGAGUAAAAGGUCUCUUAGGAGUUAACGGACCUCCGGGUCAUCAAGGUGAGCUGGGCGCCAGAGGAGCAGCUGGACCACAGGGAGAGACUGGUCCUGAUGGAGCGGUUUGGCUCCCCGGUGUCCGUGGCCCUCAGGGAAACCCAGGACCAGAAGGACCUCCGGGUCCUAAAGGAGAACCUGGGGAUACGGGACAUGAAGGGGACAUCGGGGAACCUGGACCAUCUGGACUGAAUGGAGCCAAUGGGAAUCCAGGAAAGGCCGGACCCUCAGGUGAUCCCGGGACGAAAGCCAAGCGAGGAGACAAGGGUAAUCCAGGGUUUAAGGGAGACCUGGGACCUCCAGGGCCUCCAGGUAAACAAGGAUUAAAGGGCCGACGAGGCCCCUCAGGACUUGAGGGAGAUGUAGGACCAGCAGGGCCACCAGGACUUCCUGGAUCCAGUGGCUAUGAUGGCAUCUUGGGGGAGCAAGGGAAGCAGGGAAAAGAUGGACUGAAGGGAGAUCGAGGGCCAAACGAUAUUCAAGGAGUUUCUGGCCCUCGAGGCGACAAGGGUCGAGAAGGUCGAGUAGGAUUUUCUGGAUUUCCAGGUCCAAUUGGAGAGAUGGGGAAGUCUGGGGAGCGAGGACGUGAAGGAGAACCUGGUAUUAAGGGAAUGCUUGGAGUCUUCGGAGGGACGGGACCUAAAGGCUUAAAGGGAGUUCAAGGUCAUUUAGGUAACAGAGGACAUGAUGGACCUCCUGGAGUUCUGGGAUCCAUCGGUGCAAAUGGGAUGAGUGGGGACACUGGACCUCUAGGACCAAAAGGAUUUCCUGGGAAGACAGGAGCUGCCGGCCUCCAAGGACCCAUAGGGAACAGUGGAGAAGCUGGCAGCAGAGGAAUGAAGGGGACACCAGGACAGCCAGGAGUGAGAGGGGUUAAAGGUAAAGAAGGCAGAGGAAGACUUCCAGGAAGUGAAGGCUUAAAGGGUAAGAGAGGCGAGGAGGGACCAGGAGGGAAAACAGGCCGCCCAGGUGAGAUGGGCAUGUCUGGACCUCGGGGAUACAGAGGAUCUGCUGGUAACCAGGGUAACAUUGGACCUUGGGGAGGUAUUGGGCCCCGUGGCCUCCCAGGUGACCAGGGGCCACGAGGUCCAGUCGGCCAUCUUGGAGUCGCAGGUUACUCAGGUAAAGAUGGAGCUCAGGGACCAACGGGAUCAGCUGGUGUCAAAGGAGCUAAGGGAUCCAGAAGAGCUUCAGGGCAGGAGGGAGUUGCUGGUCUCGAUGGUGAGGAGGGUCCAGUUGGACUGAAGGGACCUGAGGGCCCGGCUGGACAGAAAGCCAUAUCUGGUGACAAGGGAAACAUUGGAACUCCUGGAGAGAAGGGGCCGAAGGGAGAUGAAGGCAACAGAGGCAACCGAGGGCCACAGGGAGCAAAGGGGCCACCAGGGAAACAGGGAUACAGUGGUUCUUCAGGGGACAGAGGAAAAGUAGGAGUUCCAGGGCUCAAGGGUGAGCCAGGAACCAGAGGUUCAUCAGGAAUGCUUGGACAGUUCGGACCGGGGGGCAACACCGGGGCAGCGGGGGCCAAAGGCCAGAAGGGGCUCCGGGGACAAACUGCCCCCCCCGGCAGUAUAGGCCCCCCUGGACAAACUGGACCAUCAACACCAGGUUUGCCAGGCAAUCGAGGUGUUGUGGGAAAAACUGGAAUCCCUGGACUAAAGGGCAGUCACGGUGAGACGGGCAAGCUCGGUGUUCAAGGCAUCAGAGGAGACAUGGGCAUCAGAGGUCGAAAGGGUGCAAAAGAAGAGCCUGGGACAAGAGGCACGAUGGGGACAGUGGGAAAGAGGGGGUUCAUCGGCACUCCAGGUGCUAAAGGUCUCCCUGGACCUGCUGGUCCUCCAGGUCUUCCAGGUUUUAAAGGAACUCAGGGGCCGAAGGGGAAAAGAGCCAAACCUGGAAGGAACGGAAACAAAGGAGCUCCUGGAAAAACUGGAGAUGAAGGUCCACUGGGGAGACCAGGACCUGCAGGACGACAUGGAAAACUCGGCCUCAGCGGUUUGGAUGGGUUACUCGGGGUUGAGGGUAAUGAAGGAGAUCCGGGAGAUAUCGGUUUCAGAGGAGCUCCUGCGACACCCGGCCGGCCUGGGAAACGGGGAAAACCUGGAUCUCCUGGGAUCAGGGGAAACACUGGAGCUCCAGGGUUCAAGGGUAAAGUGGGACCAAAAGAAAAACAAGGACCACCUGGACCAGCGGGGCCAAAGGGUAUUCCAGGACUGAGAGGAGAGAAGGGAGAGUCUGCAACUACUGGUCCGAAGGGUCUCCCAGGUGACAUGGGAAUCCUGGGACCAAUCGGGCCACCUGGGUUAAAGGGGAAUCCUGGUUUGCAGGGGCUGAAAGGUCAAAGAGGUCAUAAAGGAAAGCAGGGCCAUACCGGUCCUCGUGGUCCACAUGGGCGAAAAGGCUUCCUUGGACUCGCUGGCCAGACUGGGAAGAAGGGAAUGAAAGGUGUCCAAGGCAGGAGAGGACCGAAGGGAGCCGGGGGCAAGCAAGGACCUCCAGGAAAACCAGGAGCACCAGGCAUCACGCGCAGGCGUACACACAGACGGGGGUCCAAGCCUGAGGCAAAACCACGGCAAGGAAAUGUGCUAAAGCCCAAAACAUCACCCAGUACAAGAUCACAACUGACUAAUAGGCCAAGAUCCAGACAAAUCCCUUUCCUCCUGAAGCGAGGGGAAGGACGACAAAAGCGGCCCAGGUCGGUGUCCAGGAGAGGGUCUGAAGUCGACGAGGCGGAGGAGUCGUACAGCUGGCCUCUGGGAACCAAAGAGGAUCCUGCCACCACCUGCUACGAGCUGGGGCUCGUACACCCCCAUCUGACUGAUGGUUACUUUUACCUGGACCCCAACCAAGGCUGCGCCUAUGAUGCUGUGAAGGUCUUCUGCAACUUCACAGCAGGAGGAACAACCUGCAUCGUCCCUUUACAGUCACAGAUUAAAUUAAAUUGGGAACCAGAGAAGAAGAAAUCGAAAACAUCUGUCCAGUGGUUCAGUCAGCAGCGCGGUGGAAACAAGUUUGAGUACGCCGGCGUGGAUGUUGUCCAGCUGAGGUUCCUGCGGUUACACAGCCACACAUCUUUCCAGCACAUGACUGUCCGCUGUGCAUCAAACCACUCGAGUACGGCGGGAACAACAAAUUCAGCCAAUAGGAUUAUUCACUUCCUGGGAGACUCUGGCAAAGAAAUAAUUUCACGCUUUACCACCGUGUCCAGGGAAGGCUGUGAGGUGGAGCUGGUUGUGAUGGUUCGGGGGAGCACGGAGCUACAUCGAGGCGAUAUGGAGUUACUUCCUGUCAGAGAUCUGGGUGUGGAGGUGUUGUUUCCUCCUCUUGUCCCUGAAAUCACCGUUGUUUUGGGAUCCCUCUGCUUCUUGUGACCUAUGAGAAGUGUGUGUGCAUGUGUGUGUGUGCAGGUGCACAAUAAAUUACUGUAAAUAUCUCUUUUAUAUCGAAAGCAGGGAUAUAUGGUGUCUGGAUAAUUCACAUGAACAAUUCUGUUUGGAUUCAUUUGCUCAGUGCUGUACUGCUUUUUGUGUAUAUUUAUUGAAGCUAACUGAAUUGUUAGAUUUUAUCAUAUGGAGCUUUAUAUAAGUUGUUAUUAAAUGUUCAUGUAGUACCUAAUUGUAUUUGUUUAAACAAAGCACUAUCAAAAUAAAAGCAUCACUUUGAACAU
Molecule: messenger RNA, 3791 nt
Organism: Cottoperca gobio
Lineage: Eukaryota; Metazoa; Chordata; Actinopteri; Perciformes; Bovichtidae
Product: collagen alpha-1(V) chain
Exons: 52
Coding region: 76-3495 (1139 amino acids)
Molecular function (GO): extracellular matrix structural constituent
Source: RefSeq, a predicted model, not a curated record